Molecule: messenger RNA, 2792 nt
Organism: Eremomyces bilateralis CBS 781.70
Lineage: Eukaryota; Fungi; Ascomycota; Dothideomycetes; Eremomycetales; Eremomycetaceae
Exons: 4
Coding region: 333-2369 (678 amino acids)
Biological process (GO): regulation of cell cycle phase transition; positive regulation of nuclear cell cycle DNA replication
Cellular component (GO): nucleus; Dbf4-dependent protein kinase complex
Molecular function (GO): nucleic acid binding; protein serine/threonine kinase activator activity; zinc ion binding
Source: RefSeq, a predicted model, not a curated record
CCUCCAACAAAACACGAGAAUCUCUACACCAAUUUCCAGCUCUCCUCCACCCUCCCCUUCAACGUCCAUUCUAAUUCAAGGUGGAGAUCUCCAUUCUGUGAUAUUCAUUUACUUCGACCCAAUGCAAUCUCACUCCCCAUCAUGACUCCAGCCUCUCGCUGACCAGGUUUCUGCGCGACUUGAUUCCUCCCACACGUCGCGUGUGCCCGACCUAACCUGGUCCCUUGCACCUUCCCUGCCCCUCCAACCUUCCUCGACUUUGAUAUAUUCCUCAACCACCACACUUCCCGCACUUCCCCCUCUCUGCUCUUCAUUCUGAGGGCCAGAGUCGGAUGGCUGCUAUCGAUUCCUUUCAUUCAUCACAUCAACCGUCCAUCACCAUGGCAAAUCGACGAGUGCCGCUCGCACAAGUCCCCAAUGCUGUCAAUUCACCGCUGAGGCACAACACUCUGUCAACCACUGCUCCCAAGCGAUCUCGCUCGCAGGCUGUCGAUGCCAAAGAGUCCUUCUUUGGCCAGCAGCCACCUGCAAAGAAGCAGAUAAUUGAGGUCACCGACCCGGAAGCACGUCGAGGAGCUCUGCCCCGACGGACCAACGCGAGCCAACCCACGGAGCUUCAACUCAAGUUCGAGGCGGUGCGAGAUGCAAAGGCUUCCGCCCGGAAUAAACCCACUCAACAACCCGUGGACAGCAAUCUGGAGCAUAUCAGGACCUGGCAACGACAUUACAAGCGGGCAUUUCCCCAAUAUACAUUCUAUUUCGACAAUGUCCCCGACGAUGUGAAACCCAAAAUUUCCAAGCAACUACGCGUAUUAGGGGCGCGCGAAGAGAAGUUCUUCUCUAAGUCAAUCACCCAUGUCGUCACGACGCGUCCCAUUCCCCCAGAGUACAAGUCAUCGAGCUCCGCAAAUGGACGACCUCCAUCCUCGCAUGGGAAAGACCAGAGUAUGGCCAACGGCCAACCGCAAACUAUCAAUCCAUCCUUACUGGAGCGUACCCAAGGCGAGAAGUCCCAGAAGGGCAAAUUCAACUUCGACGCACCUAUGACGCGGGCUGCUCAUGCAACAGCGCAGAGCUUGUUCCAAGAUGUCGAGACACGCAAGCAAUACGGCCAUUCAGCGGACAUCCUCCACAAGGCCAGGGAGAUGGGGAUGAAGAUCUGGGCUUUGGAGAAGUUGCAACGUAUGAUGACGACCAUGUUCGAGACCGACACUGGCGAACAACCCAAUCUGCCGGUCCUCGACCGGGCUGGGAAAGAUGCCAAUCUGCAGCAAUUGCUCCAGAAGGAGAAAAUUACCGGACCAGCAAAUGUGUCCCUAGCUUCGCAGGAAAUGGUCACUUUCAGUGGAUACUACAUCUACGUACACGACCAGGACGAAAAGACCAAACCCAUCAUGAUACGGGACUAUCAAAAACCCGACGAUGGUCCGGGGAAUUGGCCCCAGCUUCAUGCUUCCUCGGCAGGGCGAUGUCCAUUCAUUGAAGAUCCUGACAGGCAUGCUAGGAAGUACGCUCGUGAGAGGCAGGCUUCUCCUCGUCGAAAACCUGUGUCUUUCGCACCCACUGCCGCAAAGACUCGUUCUGCCAUUCCACGGGCUAGAGAUGAUCGAUCUCGAUCUCGACUGGCGGACCCGGAACGUCGCCCGCUUGCUGAGAAUAACAGCACUAAUGUAGUACGCUAUGACAGCACCCUCGCCGGCCACACCGAGAAGUCUCCUGCCAAGCCAUCAGAUCCGUCGAUGGCCCCACCCAAGAAAGGUACCGUGGAUGGGAUUGCACCUCUCUUCGGUAGUGCCCAACUCAAGAUGCGUAUGCCUCCUCGCGUCGUCGGUGGAGAGCCAGUCGCUUCUGGAAUCCAGCCAUCCCACAUAACCUCGGCGAUUCGCUCGCAGAUGAUCUCCUCCACCGCCGCUGGCACAGGCGUUCGCGCAGGAACCAGCCGGGAAGUCCACCAACUGCAGAGGAAAGUCCUCGAACGCAACAGCGUUGCUUCAGGGAGCGGCAGUGUGCCUUCGUCCUACCUCAACGACGUUCGCGCUGCCAUCAACACGGGCCUCCGAGACGCUCCGCCUCGGGCAGCCAAGCUCAAAGCACAGGAGACUUUAGGCUACAUCCAUGAGGAUAUGACACCGUCCGAGGAGCGGACCCGGAAGUUGAAGAAGACGGUCAUUCGAAAGAGGAAGGCGGAGAAGGAAGCGAAGCCUGGGUACUGUGAGAAUUGUCGGGAGAAGUUCGCCGACUUUGAUCAGCAUUGCCUUUCUCGCAAACACCGCAAAUUCGCUUCCACUAUCGAGAACUGGACGGAGCUGGACGAUCUUUUGUCCCAACUAGAGCGUCCGGUUCGCGGAGAGAUGAUGGUCUGCGAUUAGUUCAGAGGCAACACGCAGCAUGCAUGGCUGCUCAUUUCGAUGAUACAUGGAGCGAACUGAAAAGCCUUUGAUCACGAUUACGGCGACCAUCUUUGUCAGGUAUUCACUUCCACUACACGAGUUUCUUCUUCGUCUAUCGUCUUGUACGCAUAUGGAGGCCGUUCGACACGAUGACCACGCUCAUCCACUUGUCACGUAUCUUUCUGCUGUUACGUUCCGGGGUCCGGGAGCAUGGUUUGGUGAUGUACUUUUUUACGGAUACGGAUAGGACACGGUCAAAUCCAGUGCAGCAUUUCCAUGGGGCUCUCAUGCAUGGUACCUUAGCUUGUCGGUCUCAUUAGCAUGGCGCAGCGCUUUUAUGUACGGUGUAGGUUUAGCGUUGCAUAGCUUUUCUGGAAAUAGGACAAUGGAAAUAUUCUUUGG